Messenger RNA from Toxotes jaculatrix (banded archerfish), 1008 nucleotides. RefSeq names its product cyclin-dependent kinase 5 activator 1-like. Lineage: Eukaryota; Metazoa; Chordata; Actinopteri; Toxotidae. Gene Ontology annotation, cellular component: cytoplasm; protein kinase 5 complex. The record is from RefSeq and is a predicted model, not a curated record. The transcript is spliced from 2 exons. Gene Ontology annotation, molecular function: cyclin-dependent protein serine/threonine kinase activator activity; protein kinase binding. Bases 1 to 1008 code for a protein of 335 amino acids. Gene Ontology annotation, biological process: positive regulation of cyclin-dependent protein serine/threonine kinase activity; brain development; activation of protein kinase activity.
AUGGGUACGGUGUUGUCGCUGUCUCCCAGCUACCGAAAGGCAGCCCUGUUUGAGGACGGCCCAGCUACAGUGGGCCACUACACAGCAGUCCAGAACAGCAAGAAUGCCAAGGAUGCUGCCGCUGCCGCUGCAAAGUCACUCAAACGGCCUUCCAUCAUCAGUGCGUUACCAUGGAAACGAAUUGUGGCCGCAUCGGCAAAGAGGAAGGGCUCCAAGAAACUGCAGUCAGACGGCGGGGACGGGGGGAAAGGGAGCCCUCCGGACGGUCAAGCCACCGCCACGGCCAACUCAGCCUCCAACAGCCUGAAGCUGAAGAAGUCUCAGUCCUGUGCUAACCUUUCAUCUUACUCAUCCAGCCAGGACCCCUCAGCCACCACCACCACUACCUCCUCCCACCUGCCCACCUCCAAGACCCUGGUGAACGUAGCUACUGUCGCUGCCAAAAAGAAUUCCCUCACAGGCUCUGGGAUCCAGCCGUCCACUGCAGCAGGCACACCAAAACGUGUCAUUGUCCAGGCCUCCACCAGCGAACUGAUGCGCAGCCUGGGCGAGUUCCUGUGCCGUCGGUGUUAUCGCCUGAAGCGUCUAUCCCCAACAGAUCCAGUGCUGUGGUUGCGCAGCGUGGACCGCUCCCUCCUCCUACAGGGCUGGCAGGAUCAGGGCUUCAUCACUCCGGCCAACGUGGUCUUCCUCUACAUGCUGUGCCGUGAUGUGGUCUCAGCCGAGGUGGCCUCAGAGCGCGAGCUGCAGGCCUCGCUGCUCACCUGCCUCUACCUGUCCUACUCCUACAUGGGCAACGAGAUCUCCUACCCACUGAAGCCCUUCCUGGUCGAGGCGGAGAAGGAAGCCUUCUGGGACCGCUGCCUGGAGAUCAUCAACCGCAUGAGCGGCAAGAUGCUCCAGAUCAACACCGACCCGCACUUCUUUACCCAGGUGUUUGCUGACCUGAAGAACGAGAGCAAGAAAGAAGAGGAGAAGACCAAACUCCUCAUAGGCCUUGAUCGAUAA